Epinephelus fuscoguttatus (brown-marbled grouper) is the source of this 5975-nucleotide messenger RNA. It is a transcript of the gene ubr1, whose product is annotated as ubiquitin protein ligase E3 component n-recognin 1. Bases 78 to 5300 code for a protein of 1740 amino acids. Gene Ontology annotation, molecular function: ubiquitin protein ligase activity; zinc ion binding. Gene Ontology annotation, cellular component: ubiquitin ligase complex; cytoplasm. Gene Ontology annotation, biological process: protein ubiquitination; ubiquitin-dependent protein catabolic process via the N-end rule pathway. The record is from RefSeq and is a predicted model, not a curated record. NCBI's taxonomy places the organism in Eukaryota, Metazoa, Chordata, Actinopteri, Perciformes, Serranidae. The transcript has 47 exons.
CAAUAACGUCGCAAAAGGUAUCGAUUACUAAUGGAACAGUCUCCUAGCGACACCUCUUCCUUUACGGCAAAUGGAACAUGGCGGAGGGAGAGAAAUCCUUAGACGGACUGGAGCUCAGCCAGGAAUGGCUGGAGGCUGCAGACUGCAGGGCGGAGCUGUUCCGCUACCUGAAGGAGCAGGUGCCCCAGAUCUUCUGCCUGAAGAAGGAGUUCAGCCCUCAGGAAGAAGAGGAGCUUGUGCAGAGCCGACUCCUCCACCCUCUGGAGUGCUUCCUCUUUGGAGAGGAUCCUCAGGAGGGUCUGGAGAAGCUCAAGCAGGGCAGCAGCUCCUCCCAGCUCUGUGGACGUGUCUUCAAAGAGGGAGAAACCGUCUACUCCUGCAGGGAUUGUGCGAUUGAUCCCACUUGUGUCCUGUGCAUGGACUGUUUCCAGGAUAGUGUGCACAAAAGCCAUCGUUACAAGAUGCACGCGUCAUCAGGCGGGGGCUUCUGUGAUUGUGGGGACGUAGAAGCCUGGAAGAUUGGCCCCUGUUGCUCCAAACACGACCCAGGGGCAGCCACAGCCAUGGUAACGGAUGAGUGUGUGUUGGAACCCGAGCUAUACGCGCGCGCUGAGAAGCUGUUCCGGAUCUUGCUGCACUACUUCACAGAUUUCUUGGUGUGGGAGGAGAACUUUGAACUGUCAGCUGAACUCCAGCCCCAGACAAAAGACAAUACAUACUACUGUGUACUGUACAAUGAUGAGCACCACUCCUACGACCACGUCAUCUACACCCUGCAGCGUUCCAUUAACUGUGAUCAGGCCGAAGCACAGACGCACACAGCACUUAUUGACAAGGAGGGUCGGCGGGCAGUAAAGAGAGGAACCCUUCGUUCCUGCCAGCAAGCAAAGGAUCUCAUCAAGUCCAACUCCAACCAUAUUUCCCAGAUUCCACUGCGGGUGGAGAUCCUUCACGCAUCAGUAAUGGCUCAUCAAACUUUUGUUCUGCGUCUCGGAACCUGGUUUCAAAAGAUCAUCGGUUACUCAGUGGGCUUCAGGCAGGCUUUCUGUCAGGUGGUACUAGAGCCCAAUGCAGACAGCGACAGGCCUUGCCUCAUCAGCAGACUCAUGCUGCACGAUGGCACGAUGUACAAAGGAGCUCGCAAGAUAGUACAUGAACUGAUUUUCUGUAGCAUGCUCAUGGAGACGGAGUUCAAGAGGCUUUUUGCAAUUGAGUUUACAAAGCACUAUAAGCAGCUGCAAAAGGACUUCAUAGUUGAUGACCAUGAGAGGAGUAUAUCCAUCACUGCUCUGUCUGUUCAGAUAUUCACUGUACCCACGUUGGCCAGACAGCUUAUCGAAGAGGGCAAUGUCAUAAAAGUGAUAGUUGGCACAGUCAUGGAAUUGCUGCGUGAACACCUGGACGACAACAAUCGCUUCUGCUUCCACGGCUACAACUCUGACAAGUUUGCACGCAUCCAGGUCAUCUUCCACGACCUCAGGUAUAUUCUGAUCAGUAAACCGUCAAUAUGGACCGAAGAGCUGCGGAGAGAGUUCAUGGAGGGAUUUAAAGUCUUUCUAGGGCUUCUCCAAUGCAUGCAGGGUAUGGAGGAGGUGAAGCGCCAGUUUGGGCAACACAUUGCGGUAGAGCCAGAGUGGGAGGCUGGCUUUUCUCUGCAGAUCCAGCUUCGCCACAUUCUGGCUAUGUUUCAGGACUGGUGUUCCUCUGAUGACGAGAUCUUGCUGCUUGCAUUCAAAGAGUGCCACAAAGUCCUGAUGCAGUGCAGUAACCAGCCCUUCAACAGGGAGCCCACUGACUACUACAUGUACAAGCACAUCCUCCAUGUUCGUCCGUACAAAGUGUCUCAGGAACCUGUCAGCAUACAUCUGCCCAUCUCCAGGCUACUGGCUGGUUUGUAUGUACUUCUGUGCAGAGCAGGGGCCAUUGAACGUCUGGAUAAUCCUGAGAGCUUUGACCACACUCAGCUGGCAGAGCAUCCUCUGCGCUGUGUGGUGUUGGCCGCUCAGGUCUCUGCUGAAAUGUGGCGGAGAAAUGGGCUCUCAUUGGUCAGCCAGGUCUACUACUAUCAGGACGUAAAAUGCAGGGACGAGAUGUACGAUAAGGACAUUCUCAUGCUUCAGAUAGCUGCUUCUAAAAUGGAUCCCAACCACUUCCUCAUGCUAAUCUUGUUGAGAUUUGAGCUCUUUGAGUACUUUAAUGGCAGUUGUUCAAGCAAAGACCAGGACGAACUGACACAGUGGAACCGCUUGACAGAAGAGAUGCUCUACCUCCUCAUCGUCAUCACUGGUGAGCGCUAUGUCCCCGGUAUCAGUCAGGUGACCAAAGAGGAUGUGACAAUGAGGGAGGUUAUCCACCUGCUGUGCAUUGAGCCCAUGGCUCAUAGUAGCCUCGUCAAGGGUUUGCCAGAGAAUGAGAGCCACGAAACAGGCCUGGAGACUGUAAUUGCCAAAGUUGCCACCUUCAAAAAACCAGGAGUUUCAGGGCAUGGAUUGUAUGGUGUAAAAAAAGAGCGUCUGGUAGAAUUCAACCCUUUCUUCUACCAUUAUUCAAGAUCACAGCAUAGCAAGGCAGAAGAGUCUCAGAAGAAGAGAAGGGCUCAGGAGGGCAACGAUAAAGCUCUGCGUCCUCCAAUACCUCCACCCUUCUGCCCACAUUUCUCCAGCAUAGUGCGUCUGCUCUGCUGUGACAUUAUCAUCCACGUCCUGAGACGUGUCCUGCAGAGAGCUGCAGAGGACCGCUCGACUCAUUGGACAGAAGCCAUGAUCCAGAGGGCCCUGCACUUGAUAGGUCAGGCAUUGCUUGAAGAGAAAACACAGCUUGAGGAUAGCAGUGUGGAGGAAGUGACCUUUGAUUUCAGCCUCAAGGCCCGCAGAAUAGGUUCCGAACAUGGCAAGUCAGUGUUCCUCUUGUUAUCCAAGAUUAAGGCUGUUCCUUCCCUCGAAGCCCAGAAAGACAUGGUCAAAUGGGUUCUACAGAUGUUUGAGAUUGUCAAGUGCCUUAGAGAGAACUCCAGUCCAACAGCCUCCAUGAGCGUGGAUAUAACCAAGCCAGAGGAGAGUGCUCAGGACAAAGAGAAAGCUGAACGCAAAAGAAAGGCAGAGGCAGCCAAACUCCACCGGCAGAAGAUCAUGGCCCAGAUGUCGGCAAUGCAGAAAAACUUCAUUGAGUCAAACAAGAUGCUGUACGAGAACGUGCCAGAAAGCGGCUCACAGGGAGAGGCUGUUACAUCUGCACAGAGCUGUGCCAUGGAGCACAAGGAGCUGUGUGUAGCCAUUGGGCCGCACCGAGGAUCCUCCCCGGCCGAGAGGGAGGUGCUCACCUGCAUUCUUUGCCAGGAAGAGCAGAAAGUUGUGGCCCAGGCUCCGGCCAUGGUGCUAACUGCAUGUGUCCAGAGGUCCACAGUGCUGACACAGUGCAGAGGAAAGAUACCGACCAUUAAAGCAGAUGGAACAGGAGCAUCAUAUCCUCUCUUCAUGCCUCCUGAACUGGCAGUUGGGACCCACACUGGCAGCUGUGGACAUGUCAUGCAUGCCACAUGUUGGCAGAAAUAUUUUGAGGCUGUUCAGAAUAUGACCAGGAACCGGCUCCACGCUGAGCUGAUCAUUGACCUGGAGAAUGGGGAGUACUUGUGUCCCCUGUGCAAGUCUCUGUGCAACACCGUUGUCCCCCUCAUCCCAUUUGAACCACUAACGUUUAACUAUGAAAACGCAGAGAUAAUUGGACAGCAUUUGACCCUGCCUCGCUGGGUUCAGAUCAUCUCUGCCAGGAUUAAAGGACUCAAGUCAAUCACUCAGGAUAACGAUUGCAACACAGAAGGCAGCAGUGUCGAUGUGGACACGGGGCUCUGUGGAGAGGGCCAACCAGACUUCAGGUCCAUUCUGAGCUAUGGCGUGCAAGAACCGAGGAAGUUCUCCGACAGCAUAAUGGAGAUGCUGGUUGUUUGCGCCACCACUGUCCACAGGGUGGGACUGCAGACAGCACCCAAUGAGCUGUGCCCACGUGUACCCCUCAUGACUUGGAACACAUGUGCCUUCACUAUUCAGGCCAUAGAGAACAUAUUGCAGGUAGAGGACAAGCCGCUCUUUGGGUCGUUACAAAACAGACAGCUUGCAGGUCUGAAGGCUAUUGUUCAGUUUGCAGCAGCUCAGAGACUUAAGAGCUCACAGGCUGUCAUUCAGAGGCACUUCACCGACAUGUUGGGGGUCUUGCUACCAGUCAUGGGCAGAAAAAACAGCCCCUCUAUUCUGGAGGUGGACUUCUUCCAUCUUCUGGUGGGGUUGGUGUUGUCAGUACCUGCACUAUAUCAGGAGGAGGCUGUAGACUUACAGCCAUCUGCUGUCAGCUCUGCCUACAACCACCUGCACAUCAUGCAUCUUGUCACCAUGGCCCACGUGCUGCAGGUCCUCCUUUCCUCUACAGAUUUCCCUGCAGUAGCUGGAGAGGAGACAGAGGAGGCGAAAGCAGCAGCAGAGCUGUACACGACAGUGUCACAACACACUGAAAGGCUGACUCCAGAUGUGUCCGGCAGCUCUGUGGCAGAAAGAGUGAAGAGAGGAAUCGAACCUUUCCUGCGCUGCGCUGCUCUCUUUUUCAAUUGCCUUACAGGAGUACCUCCUCCAGAGGAGCUUUUUAAUAUUGCUGUUACCUCUCAAGGACAGAUGGAGGCGCUCUGCAGCUAUUUGGCUGUACCCUCCAAUGUGUUCCAGCUCUUCCAGGAGCACAGAGACACUUUUACUCCACUGCUGCAGAGGUGGUGUGGGAGCCCAGCUGUUACCAAAGUCCUAAAAGGCAAAACCCAGACAGUCAGAUAUCCCAGAAGAAGGAAUCGUUUAAUUGAUCUUCCUGAGGAUUACAGUUCUCUCCUCAAUCAAGCCAGCCAUUUCCAGUGCCCCAAAUCUACGGAUGAUGACAGGAAGCAUCCGACCCUGUGCCUGUUUUGUGGGGCCAUGCUGUGCUCUCAGAGCUCCUGCUGUCUCAGCCAGCUGGAUGGGGAAGAUGUGGGAGCGUGCACCGCCCACGCUGCUACCUGUGGUGCUGGAGUAGGCAUGUUCCUCAGGAUAAGAGAGUGUGAAGUUGUCCUCAUGGCCAGUAAGACUCGAGGAAGCACAUACCCUGCUCCUUACCUGGACGAUUAUGGGGAGACUGAUCCUCACCUUGGAAGGGGCAAUCCAUUGCACCUUUGCCCAGAGCGCUACAGGAAGCUGAACCAGCUGUGGCAGCAGCACUGCAUCCUGGAAGAAAUCGCCCGCAGCCUAGAGGUGGUCAAUGUUAUGUUUGCCUUUGAGUGGCAGAUGUUGUGAUGAUUGCUCCAGCUGUGGUGGCCGGGAAGUAAAGAGCACAGCCAUAGAGCACAAUCUGCUCCGAUGCUCCUAAGGCACACACACUCACACUCACACACAUACGUAAACAAACAAACAGAAAUCACUCCUAUAAUCAAAGGAGGCCCGAGCAGCCGGUCCCUCCAUGAUGAAACCCCUGCUGGAGUCUAGAGAGGUGGGACAGUCAAAAGAGGAGGAACAGUGGAGGGGGAUGAGUAAUGAGCAAACCCAAGUCGCCUUGUUUUAAUUUGAUUGUCUGCUGUGAGAAUGAGUUUCUGCUAGAAUAUUAUUUGCAAAUAGGCUCAUUCAAAUAAAGACAAACAUCCGAUACACGCUAACAUCUUUCAGAUAUCAGUUUAUAUAUUUAAUUUCUCUCCUCAGUCAUGCCGUGAAUUUUCUGCAUUCUCUUUUGGUGUUACAAAUCAUGAUUUGUCAUAAGUUAUAAUGGUUGAAUUAUGCUGUUUAUGGAGGGUACAUGAAUUUGGAAAUGUUUAGGCAUGCUCAGAGAUCUCACAGGUUUUUGCUAAAUUAUGGAGCCACGUGCCACUGUCACCUUUACUCACAUAUAGGCGCAUAUGUAAGGGAUAAAACAUUUAUCGAAUCUACAUUAUUUUCAAAGUGGUAUUAAAACAAACUCAGCGUUCUGGGAGAACUAUA